Liolophura sinensis is the source of this 5086-nucleotide messenger RNA. Its product is annotated as chromatin remodeling regulator CECR2-like. Bases 55 to 4824 code for a protein of 1589 amino acids. The transcript has 18 exons. Gene Ontology annotation, molecular function: protein binding. Gene Ontology annotation, cellular component: CERF complex. Lineage: Eukaryota; Metazoa; Mollusca; Polyplacophora; Chitonida; Chitonidae. The record is from RefSeq and is a predicted model, not a curated record. Gene Ontology annotation, biological process: single fertilization; chromatin remodeling.
AUUCGAAGAACAACAAAAAAGAAAAGCUUAAAAAGCUCAACAUGCUUAGUUGACAUGGAUGAUAUCCGGUCGUGGUGGGAAGUCCCAAGCAUCGCCCAUUUCUGCUCUUUAUUUCGUUCGGCUUUCGACCUGACAGAUUUUGACAUAGAGGAUCUCGAAAAUGGCAUCAUAUCGUCCUCAGCUGUGGAAGAAAAUUUUUUUGUCACUGACCUGCUUUGUCAGUUACUUCAAGGAUGCUACGGCAGAAAAGACAUAAGCCGUGUCAACUUUGAGCUGUACUUGAAAGACAUCCUGAAGCACAGGUGGGAAGUUGAACAGCAGAAGCCCAAUCCUCUGGUUGAUGGGGAUUUCAAAUCCCUUUCCGCAAGACACAAAGUAGAGAUUUUACACUCAAUAUGCGAUUACAGACUGGAUGCGCUAGAUGUACCAGAUUUGCUAAAGGGACUAGAUGCUGGUAACAUGCGAGUGGACCCACUAGGCCAAGAUGGAACAGGAGCUGUUUACUGGUAUUUCUACGGAACUCGUCUUUACAAAGAAGAUGCUAUUCCAGACCCAUCCCCUCAACAAGCAAAAAAACCCAAAAACAAAGCAAAAACACAAAAACCAAAAGGAAAAAGAAAAGCUGUCCAAAAGAGAAGAGGAAAAAGCUGGACAAGAAGAAAACAAAGUGCAGCAUCUUACAAUGAGAGUGAAUCUGAGAGUGGUGAUGAGGAGGAGCUAAGCUUGCCAGGGGACAAGGAUGAAGAGAGUGUGAGGAGCUGGCAUCUCAUAUGCACCACCCUGGAAGACUGGCAGGGCCUUGCUGAGAGAUUUGAGAAGAGCAAGGUUAAGUGUGAACGAGAGCUGCAUCAGUCUAUCGUGGUGGACUUCCUACCAGAAAUACCUAUACUCAUAGAGGAAAAGGAAAAGGAGUUGAGAAGAAAAUUACUUGAAACUGCACCACGACGGACUUCAAGUCGCCUAGUGACAAAACGUCAUAAUGGGGAGCCGGAGAAUGAAGAAGGACCAUUUGUGUCUGGUGAGAGGGCAGUUAACUUACAGAUUCAGGAAAUAGAGAGACAAGAAAAAGAACAACAAGAACAAGAAGAAAAAGAACAUGCCAGACAAGAAAGAGCAAGAAGAUUGCAGCUGAGAGAGGAGAGGGCCAAGUUUAUAGCGGAUGGCAAAGAUAUCCCACCAGAGCUUCUGUAUGUGAAUUCAAAUGACAAGAAGAAAGAAGAGUCCAGGGCAGAACCUGUAGAUGCUAAAACUUUAUCAGGGAUGUUAAAAGUCAUUAAAUCUGUCCGGUCUCAUAAAACCGCCUGGCCAUUCUGUGAACCUGUACAGGAAUCUUUUGCCCCAUCAUAUUUCGACAUCAUAAAGCACCCGAUGGAUAUCUCUACUAUGGAGAAAAAGGUCCGUGGCAAAGAAUACAAAACUAGAGCAGACUUCAUCGCUGACUUCAGACUGAUAGCCAGAAACUGUCACAAGUAUAAUGGACCAGAUAAUGAAUACUCUGAAAUGGUGAAUGUUCUGGAAAAGUGGUUUAACAAGGCAGUUAGAAAGUUCAUUCCAAAGAAGACUGUAGACAAUGAUGAGGAAUACCAGGGCGGUUCUACAUGUCGCUCAGCAACUUCAUCCAGACCUUCUCGUGCUGCGAGCUCACGUGCCUUGGAAGCUCUUCACCAGGCAGCAGCAGAAGCUCUCCAGGCUUCAAGUAGUGCCAAUUCUUCCAGUGACGAUCUGUCUGGUGACGAGACAUCAGGGUGUUCUUCCAAGCCUGGCUUUGUCAUUAGGAUGGAACCAUUCCCAGGGUCUAGCGCAGAUUCUAGUGCCGGUCACCAACAGUCCAGACUUGGCCAACACAACAGUCAAAUGGCCAGCUAUGGUAGUCAAAUGAACACUUCAAAUAUGCAAGCCCAUAAUACACACAACUCGAUGGCACCAGAUUUGAAUUCUUUGCAACAAAAUCACAGGGGUACAUCCAAUGAACAGCCUUUUUCGUUUACAGCAAUGUUACAAAGUUCUGAUCCUCAGUUGAUGUUUGACACGCAUGCGUUUAAUGGCUCUCACCAAGUACCUAAUAAUCAUUCAGGGGGGUACCCUGGGCAUCAGAAUGUCCCUGUUAUGAACCAACAGCAGUACCCAUUAUACAAUCCCGGCUGUCCACCAGAUAACCAAGUUAUGAACACACAGCAAUUUCAUGGCCAGUCUCCGUAUAAUGGGGAAACCAUAGAUAGAGGUGCACUAAAUCAGCUUUCCUUCUCUUCAGUGAAUUCAGGCUAUCCGAUGGCCCCUGGAAUGCAGCAGUAUCAUGGCAUGGGGAACCAAGGGACGCCGUGGAGUAGCAGACAGCAGGGAGGUGGGAACUCCCAGGCAGCAAUGAACAGCGCAGUACAAGAUGGACAGCAGGCUGCACCCAGACCUGAGCAGCCCAAGUCCACUACAAAGCUAGGGGGUGGAAUGGGUCAUGCUCUGCCUCAGUUGCCGGCACCUAGGACAUCACGGGUACAGGUGCGACCCAAAGCUCCCUCUGCCAUGUACUCUGGUCCAGGAAGCCGACCAUUCCUGCCACGGACAGGACCAGAGCCAGGGCAUAGACCACCAGGGGACCCUUUUUCUCUGCUUAAGAAAAACAUUCGAGAAUUGGAACAGAAAGACCAUUCUAGGCCAGAAGCAAAUCCUAGUCAGACUCCUCAUAGUAUGGAGCCAUCCUUGUCAAAUAGAUGCUAUGACAAUGUAUCCCCUGCAGACAGCCUUCCAGGCAGUGCUGUUUCAACUGAGAGCGAAGUUCCUAGAUCCAACAGCUCCACAGAAGAUGGGCUCAGCAUCAGAAUUAAAACAGAACACCAAGGCUAUCAGGCUUCAACAGAUGUCCAUUCACAGCAAAAACUGAGUGGCCAAGGCUCAGUGCCGAUGACCAACAUGGCAAAUACAGGCAGUGAUGAUGGCCAUGGAAAGACUGGAAAUGGGAAGUGUCAGGCAAAUACACUUACAGAUUCUUUAGAGUCCACUGGCAGUGAUAAUGAGGAAGACUCUGAGGAUGAAGGUGAGGACUCAAGUGAUUUCAGCCCCAAGAAAGAGGAUAAAGCUCAACCCCAUCACCCUCCAAGUACUUCUGAUGGCCAGCCAUGGAACUCCAAGCGGGUGACUUCUCCAGCCCUCCAAGGCCAACCUCCUGGCAAUGUCACUGUGAUGGCUGGGGGAGGGUUUCAGACUAAACAUCCUGGAGAACCCUUAACUGCUCGUGAUAGUCAGCUGUAUGGCCCUCCGAGUAAUGUAACUGUGAUGGCUGGAGGAGGCUUCCAUGUUAAACACUCUCGGGAACCUAACUCUCUUCAUCCAUCAGCUCAGGGACAUGGUUUAGACCAUCCAAAUGUUACCAGAGGUAAUUUCGAUAAUGUUUCCCAACCAGGCAGUCAAACAUCUGUGCCCAAUGUGGAAACGGGUCAUCCUGGAAAACAAAUUGAAACAAAUGCCACCAUGAUCAAUUCCCAACAAGCUGUGCCAAGUGACCUGAGCCUUUCUCAAAGGCCAGGAAGUGCCCCUGAAGCUUCAUUGGGCAUGCUUUAUUCCAAACCCCCGGAAAGCAGGUCUCCAUCAGAUAUGUACGACUUUCGCUCCAGUAUUAUGGAACAGGCAAAACUAAAGCAGCAAGACUCUAGUGGUGUCAAACCUUCUCAGCUACCCAUUAUGCAUGCUGCUCACCAAGCCUCUAAUCCAUAUGAUCCCACUCAGGCCAUGUAUGGAGCUCCAUUUUAUCCAGGCAUAGAUUACUCCAAGAGGGACCAGCAAGCAGUGGGUCAUCAGCAGGCAGUGGGUCAUCAGCAGGCACAGGAUCAUCAGCAGGCACAGGAUCAUCAGCAGGCACAGGGUCAUCAGCAGGCACUGGGUCAUCAGCAGGCACUGGGUCAUGAACAAUUGCCUUUGCAUCCAAAGGUAUCAAACAUUCCCCUUCAAUCCCAGCCGCUGAAGAAACGAAAGCUGUAUGAGAAUGUAGAACAAGAGGUGCCUGCAACGCCUCCUUCCAAGAUUUGGCGGCCCGGCGUGGACCCCAGUAGUGCUCCUACGAGUACUGCCACUGCCGACAAUUUGUCAGUCAACUCUGCAAUGGAGGACUCCAAGAAAAAGCUAUCUGAACAGUAUGAGCAAAAGACGCCGGACAGCAGCUCAGAAAUCAAGAAAGUCAGCCCAUCUACCUCGAUGAAAUUAUCCCCCACUUCCAGCAGCCAUCCAGUGAGCAGGGAUUCUUUAUUUCCUGGUAGAUCCUCUCCACAUGUGCUACAAGGUCAAGCCAUGAGUAAACAGUCCCUCAGCCUGGCUCAUCUUAAGCAGGAGAAUGGGAAGGCACCUCUCGCUCCAAAACCAGAGACAGUUAACAGUCCAAAGCAUAUGGUGUCUAUGACCCAGCCAUCACUCUCCACCAGCACCCACCCAACAUUUGUAACAGUCCCUGGCCUGGCUCAGCCUGGCCUCUACCCUCAGGGUCACCCAGGAGCUAUGGCGGCAGCCCAGCCCCAAAUGGCAAUGAUGGGCCUCCCACCCUCUGCUUUCCCCUACUACCACCCCUACAUGCUGCAGCAACGGCAUGCAGAACUAGAGAUGCAGAAGCACAUGCAUGAAAAUGGCUUGUUUUAUCACCAACAGUUAAUGCAGAGUCCUCAACAUGGAUUCCCUGGUUAUCAACAGUUCCCACCUCAUAUGGCUGCAGCUGCACAGCAGAAACUCCUGAUGCCUGAGAAUUCUGCUCAGCAGAGAUUAUUGGCUCAUCUAGCUCAGACCCACCGGGCUAAUGGACUGCUUCACCAUCAGUUCUCAGGGGCAGGUCGCCCACCGCAUCCUUGACUGGUACCUUGCUCAUCUUACAGUGUGGCCAAGUGAGAAGCCAUAUUAUAACAACGACUUGUAUAUGCAAACACAUUUGAACAACAAUAUUCCUGACUGUGCUGUAAAUAUGGAUUUCUAUUUUUGAUGCACAUGUUAUAUUAACAGGUAAUUUUGAGAGAAUUUUUUCAACGUUUCCAGUUAAUCUUAGCUGUCAAAGUUGUUUCUCAAGACAGUUAUAGCAUUAUGGUGACUUACUUCCAUACAAACAUAAUGAAUCUAU